CUCCCUCUCACACUCGAUCCUCCGGCCGGUCGGCCAGCCCUGGCUGGCGACCAUUUAGAUUGCCGCGUAGUCUUUUCACGGGGACAAAGAAAAGUAACGAAUCCCGCUUUCAAUCAAACCACAAGCGCACCUCUCUCAAAGCAGUGCGCGAAUUAGCAGAAAGCGUCUUGAACGCAUAGGAACAAACGCUCGAUUGAGGUAAGCUGUGCGCUGUGUCCUGGUAAAACGUGUAUAGGGUGAGAUUGCCCUCUGAUCUUUGAAACUGGACAACUGAAUGCAGGCGAGAGAUGGAUAGAGUAAAAUGGGGCAGGGGGACAAUAGAAGGAGGAAAUCAACGAUCCAGACUCACAGAGGUAUCCCCUGAGGGUGAAGCGAUGCUGUUGCACCUUUGCGACUCAGAGCCGAAGGCAGCCAUCACCAUCCGACGCCACCAGCGAGUUAGACCAGCAAGCGGUGACUAAGAUGCAGCUGGGAACCCGAGCCGCAAACCGCCUUGAGGAAGACUGUAUUCUUGAUUUAAUUUAGUACUUGCCCCGGCAAGACCAGGGAGAGCAGGGAUCAAGCGUGCUUUGCAGUUCGCAGCUGGAACGCCGAUCGCAAAGCCAUGCAGCCAGGCGCAAAGCCCGUGAGCGACACCCUGGAGGGCUGGGUGAAACUUCUUGAUGGAAACAGCAUGGCCGCCGAACCUUGAGGUCACGCACACUCGCAUAGCUAGAACCACGCCCCGCAACGACAGGACUGCACGUGCUCCGAAGGUGAACCCCGCGAAGCGAAAAGAAUCUCCUCGACGCGAGGAGCCGCAUGUCUGGGCACUUCAUGACGAAUAUGAGACAAUUCGACUAUUACAACAAAAACCACUCGCGCGCUGCCGGCUGCUGGGCGUCGCCGCUGAACUCCGCCGGCUGCCCCGACCCGGAGGAGGCGCCGUUGCUGGAAGCGGCACGCCGGCUGGGUGCUCUUGGACGAUGCCAGCCAUGUACCAGACCGGUCCGAUGCACGCGCGGCGGUGUCCAUCGAGCUGGCCUAGGCGAUCCAAAUUCUAUCAAUGUCCCUGCUCAGGCCCCGAACCUCGUCGCGAGGGGCCAGAGCGGGGUUAUGGGUAAAAUUCGGGCCUCCAAGGCCAUGUUUUUCGCUCCACACGCUGCUGCAUCUGGCGCCCCCAGUGGUGGUCAGCAACAGGGGUAUGGAUCGCACGCCGAUCGCCGAUGGGCUGGACUGCAUGGCUGCCACCGUCCGCUGCUUGCGGGAGCCCUGCCCCGACCCCGUGCGAGCGCUCGUCGACGGGGCCCGGCGGGCGGCCGCCCUGCCGGCACUGCCCUCCCCGGGGCGCGCGGCCGCCGCC
Prorocentrum cordatum is the source of this 1342-nucleotide messenger RNA. NCBI's taxonomy places the organism in Eukaryota, Dinophyceae, Prorocentrales, Prorocentraceae. The record is from the annotation of a GenBank genome assembly.